UCUCAGAGUGCCGGGCUGGGAAUCCGCGGGCCGGGGCGGGGCCGGACCCCAACUGACUGGAGGACGGAACCCGGGCAGCGCGGGCCUCGAGACCCGGACUGGGGACCGAGGGGACCGAGGCGGGGCCACCGGUCUCGCAGGCUCUUGACCGGAAGCGGGAGCUCGGGCCUCGGCAAGGGUCUGAGAGAGAGGGGGAGGCCAGCCGAGAGGCCCUUACAGUUUAGAGUUCUGGGCCUUGUAGCGCGAUGACAAUAACGAUAAGGUUUCCUGGAAGCUUAAUUUGUGUUCGACGCUGCUAAGCGCUUUACGUAUUUUGGCUUUCCUCCUCACCACAGUUCUGUGAGCAACAUGCACCUAGGAACUAAAGAACAUACAGACACCCAUGUUCGUAGUACCUACUACCCAGGAUGCUGAGGAUACCAGUUGGGCUCUCUCUAGGACAGGAAGUUGGAGAUGCAGAGGUGGAAGAGACACUGAAGCGACUUCAGAGCCAGAAGGGAGUACAGGGAAUCAUCGUGGUGAACACAGAAGGCAUUCCCAUCAAGAGCACCAUGGACAAUCCCACCACCACACAGUAUGCCAACCUCAUGCACAACUUCAUCUUGAAGGCCCGGAGCACCGUGCGUGAAAUCGACCCCCAGAAUGACCUCACCUUUCUUCGAAUUCGCUCCAAGAAAAAUGAAAUUAUGGUUGCACCAGAAAACAGAGGUGAUAAUCCUACUUCCCUGUCAGUACUGUGAAGAUUAGAAAAGAGAAUACAUUGCAAGGCCAGGUAGGAGGAGGGGCUUGCUCUCCAGCAGCCACACCUACCAGAGCCCUACCCCCACCCUCAGGGAAACUUGCAAGUUCAUCUUCUGUUUCCCCAGCAGUUGGAAGUAGCCUGAGCAUUGAUGCUUUUUAUUGUUCCCCUCCCCUUUUAUGGUUGGUGAUUGGAUGAUUUCCUUUCUAGUGUGUUUUCUCCCAUUUUACA
This is a messenger RNA of Acinonyx jubatus (cheetah), 970 nucleotides long. It is a transcript of the gene DYNLRB1, whose product is annotated as dynein light chain roadblock-type 1. Gene Ontology annotation, cellular component: cytoplasm; centrosome; cytoplasmic dynein complex. Gene Ontology annotation, biological process: microtubule-based movement. The coding region runs from base 408 to 740 and encodes 110 amino acids. The transcript has 5 exons. NCBI's taxonomy places the organism in Eukaryota, Metazoa, Chordata, Mammalia, Carnivora, Felidae. The record is from RefSeq and is a predicted model, not a curated record. Gene Ontology annotation, molecular function: dynein intermediate chain binding.